AUGGAGAGCUUGCCGCCGAGAAAGCCUCCCAACCCGACGCUGCCAUAUCGUGAAGACUGCUGGAGCGAAGGAGAGACGUCGAAGCUCGUUGACGCUUGGGACAAUCGGUACAUUGAGCUCAGCUGGGGGAAUCUCGGCAAGUACUGGCAGAAGGUCGCUAAUGCUGUGAACUCGCGGCCGGUAGGAGCACCACCGCUCACCAAAGUGCAGUACAAGAACCGGAUCGAUACUCUUAAGAAGAAGUACAAGGUCAAGAAGGCCGGGAUCGUGGAUUCCGGCAACGCCCUCAUUAGCCAAUGCCAAUUCUUUACUCGCCUCGAUGCUCUCAUCGGUUCCUCCAUCUCCAGGUCGAGGAAACCUUCACCGCCUUCACCCCCGCCACCGUUGGCCUUGCCACUCCCGUACCACCAGAAGAGCUCCCCUCUUUCUCUCCCCACCGCUGAUGCAGUCUCAUCCCGUCCGGAGAAGCGCCACCCGCCAGUGCUGCCUCUUAUGAAUGAUUCCUUCCGGAGAAGGUUUACUGCCGUCGUAGCAGCCGCCGAAGAUUAA
This is a messenger RNA of Dioscorea cayenensis subsp. rotundata (Guinea yam), 549 nucleotides long. RefSeq names its product trihelix transcription factor ASIL2-like. The coding region runs from base 1 to 549 and encodes 182 amino acids. Gene Ontology annotation, molecular function: transcription cis-regulatory region binding. The record is from RefSeq and is a predicted model, not a curated record. The transcript has a single exon. Gene Ontology annotation, cellular component: nucleus. Lineage: Eukaryota; Viridiplantae; Streptophyta; Magnoliopsida; Dioscoreales; Dioscoreaceae.